Hemiscyllium ocellatum (epaulette shark) is the source of this 4315-nucleotide messenger RNA. Its product is annotated as zinc finger protein 862-like. Gene Ontology annotation, molecular function: protein binding. NCBI's taxonomy places the organism in Eukaryota, Metazoa, Chordata, Chondrichthyes, Orectolobiformes, Hemiscylliidae. The transcript is spliced from 4 exons. The record is from RefSeq and is a predicted model, not a curated record. The coding region runs from base 53 to 3613 and encodes 1186 amino acids.
UAUCCGUGUCGUCACUGACCCACGUACCGCCGCCAGGUCACAGAGCUGCAUCAUGGAUGUAGCUAAUCAUGGACUGGUGCUGCUGCAACAGUUGAAUAUCCAGAGGGAGUUUGGUUUCCUGUGUGACUGCACCGUUGCAGUUGGGGACAUUCACUUCAAAGCUCAUCGAUCAGUGCUGGCUGCAUUUUCCAAUUACUUCAAAAUGAUUUUUAUUCAUCAGUCAAGCGACUAUAUCAAGGUCCAGCCAGUGGACAUACAGCCAGACAUCUUCAGCUACCUGCUGCACCUGAUGUACACGGGCAAAGGUCCGAAACAGCCCGUGGAUCCAAACCGCCUGGAGGAGGGCAUCCGCUUCCUGCAUGCCUACAACCUGGUCCAUGAGGCGGGCCACGCUGGGCAGGUCUUCGUCCAGCAUCCUGACGUGCUGCCUCUGCAGUCGCCCAACCUGUACGGCAUCCAGAUCUCUGGCUCCCAGAAGCUGACCGUGAGGGACCUCCAGCCUUCCAGCAGUCGGAGUGGCGCGUCGAGCCAGGGCGCAGACCCACUCUGCCAAGUGUCAGUUGGUGUGCCGUCCAACAUCCCCGAGCAUCGGUAUGCCCGCGCCCCGGUGAUCACGGCUAGCAGCCAGGACUCUGCUGGACAGCUAGCGUCGGACGAUCACAGCCAGAACCUGUCGGCGGGUUCCCGGGGCGGACCCUCGGCUGGGCUGCAGGUCCCCGGCCUCAACUUCAAACGGGGCAAACACCACAAACUCUACUCCUGCCACUACUGUGGAGAGCGGUUCAGCGUGCGGAGCAGUCUGCGCGACCACUUGUACUCCCACGCCAGUGGAGCGCUACCCCAUGGGAUCACCUCACAGAGCCGGACCUUCGCUGACCCUCCGGAACCUGGCGAGGAGGCAGAGAAACCCGAGGGGGUCCAGAGUUCGGGGACUGAGCCCCUCCUCACACCACUCGACCAACAGGACAGUACCAGCCUGGAUGAGCAGCCUCCAGUUGCCUUGACGCUGACCAUUGAUGCCAGUGGGGAUACGGUGGAGACCUCCAGCAGCUUCGGCAUUGCCAAGCGAAGGAAGUUUGCCUGCAGCGUCUGUGGCCAUUCUCCUGACGCUGACUGCAUCAGCCCGUCACCAUCGUCAUUGUUUCAGCCAGCAGGAGGGGAGGACUUGCCUUCUGGCAAACACCAGCAGGAGGCGAGCGAGAGCCAGGACGGGCAGGUCGCGGAGCUGGAGGCUGCAUUCCGUGAGGUCUUUGCGCAGUACGACUCAGCACAGGUUCACGCCCACUACAAAUGCCAGCGACUGGCCUGUGAGCGGGUGCAGCCUGACUACAGGAGGGGAGACAAGUUUGUUCACAAGUGGCUGUCGGACAGGGACCUGACCUAUUGCGAGCGGACGGGUAUUUACUGGCUGCUGUAUGAAGAGGGCCAGGGCAUGUACUGUUACCUGUGCCGCAGGCACGACACCCAGAACAAGCAGAACAAGACCAAGGUGUUCAACGGCACGCCUGCCGUCCGCUACAAGAAGUCAGCGCUGCAGGUCCAUGCCGAAUCUCAGCAGCACGCGGCUGCAGUGCACGCAGAGCUGACUGGCCGGAUGUCCGAGAGGGAGAUGGCGGAGAAGGAGAAAGAGGAGGGCGCAGCUCUCCACGCUCUCUUCCUGGCCGCCUACUGGUUAGCCCGCGAGGAGCUGCCCACUGCCAAGCUGCUGUCAGUGCUGAGGCUGUUAGCCGAGGCCGGCCUGAAAGGGGCCACCCACUUCCGCCGACCGGACACCCUGCGCGAGGUGUUUGUCUCGCUGGGGCAGGUGAUCCGUAACCGCCUGGUGGCUCGGGUCAGGCAGGCCGGCUGCUACGGCCUGCUGUGUGACCGAGUGACGGGCUGCCCGGGUGCCGAGGCUGAGGACUCGGCCGCCCUGAUGGCCUUUGUCCAGUACGUCGACCCCAAGAUGGCCGAGGUGUCGACCAGCUUCCUCUUCGUGCAGGCCGCCCGCUUCAGCCCGGAGACUGACCCGUCCGAGGAGCUGGCCGGACUCAUCAGCCGCACCAUGGCCCGGCUCGAGCUGCCCGUCCAGCGUAUGGCCUCACUGGUGACUGACGGCGGCGAGGUCAUGACCUCAGAGCGUGUUGGGGUGGCCGCCAGGCUGCAGGAACUCAACCCGUCCCUCAUCGCCUUCCACUGCCUGUGUCACCGCCUGAUGCUGGCGGGAGCCUCGUCUUGCCCGGACUGUCGCUACCUCCUCAGGGUGGAAUCCUACCUGGAGCAGCUGUGGGAGCUGCUGGAGAAGUGCCCAGUCCUGGCUGAGGCCUACCUCAGUGUCAGGCUGGAGAAGGCCCUGCCCAGCGGGCGCCUGAAGGCGGCCCUGCUGCGUAGGCUGAAGAGGGCGUGCCGGAGGAGGCGGCUCUCCUUGCAGGCCUCAGUGGAAGGGGCUUACAACGACUACGCGGCCUUGCUGCAGGCCCUGAGCCAGCUGGAGCAGGCCGAUGCAACAGCCUGUGGCCUAGUGACCCAGCUGAGGAGCGUGCGCUUUGCUGGGGCCCUCUACAUCCUGCAGGAAGUCUCUCCCAUCCUGGCUGGCCUCAGCAAAGUCUUCCGCAAGGGCACGGUGAAUUACUUCACCCUGGAGCCUUCCAUCAAGUACACCGUCUACAAGCUGAACGAGGCGGCAGGUUCCAGGGAGGCCCUGAGCCGGCUCCAGGCCGACCUCCUGCCUUCUGGGCGACUGGCCUCAGCUGGUCUGCCACCACCCAGCCUAGAGCAAGAGGCUGAGCUGUGCUCCCUGCUUGACGCCUAUGUGACGGCCAUCAAGGCAGACCUGCAGCGCAGGUUCGGAGCGUCCUUGCCGCUGGUCUCCGCUUUCUCAAUCUUCAACCCGCUGCUGGUGCCGUCGCCGGAGUCGGCGGACUUUGCCGAGUACGGUCAGCCCGAGAUGCGGGCACUGGCCGCCCACUUUUACCGGGAAGCGGAGGGUGGAGAGACUAAGCUAACCCGGCUCCUCGGGGAGUGGGCCAAGCUCAAGUUCGACCUGCACACCUGGAAGAACAAUGUGCCGGACUCGGUGCUGACCGAUACCCGGGUGACUGUGACCGAGUGGUGCCUCCGCCGGCUCUUCACCCUCAAGAGUGAGCUGCACCGAUCGUGUGCUGCCCUCCUGCCCCUGGCAGAGGUCUCCCUCUCCAUGCCCAUCACCAACGGCUGGUCCGAGCGCGGCCUAGGGGCACUCCGGAGGAUCACAGCCCGUCUCAGAGGCAGCCGCUUCUUCCUCACCGAGCCCAGCACUCAGCUCCUCAACAGCCUCAUGCACAUCAGUGUCAACGGGCCCGAGUUUGGCACCGCUGACUGCUCUCAGGUUGUCCAGGAGGCGGCACUCCUGUUCCUGCAGCAGAGGCGUCGCCGGUUUGCUGGGGGAGUGGGGUCCUCGGUGCAGGAGAAGCCCCCUCUGCCCUCCGGCAAGUGGGAGGAAGCAGCCGAGUCGUGUUCCUCAGAGACGCCGGACGUGUGCCUCCCGAGUGAGCAGGACCUGGAGCAGCUACAACAGGAGCUGGACGAGGCUGUGAGUGUUCUGCAGCUUCCCCUGGACGGGGACAGUGACUCGGACGACAGCCUCUGCGAUUGAGAGUCUGGAGCCUCGGAACCCCGGGUGUAUAUAAACCUUCAGGGCAGAGGGAGUUCCUGCUGAGGCCUUCCCCAGUCCCUUCCCUGUCUCGGAAUGUGUUCAGCAGCUCACUGUAGUUUGACAAAGAACUUUUCAGACACACCCUACUCCUGGCUGCCAGCAAAGUACCUGAAGUCACUACAGAUCUCAAACAAAAACAGAAAAUGCUGGAGAAACUCAGCAGCUGGCGGCAUCAGUGGACAGAGGGGGAACAGAGUUAACACUUCGGGUCCCACACAACUGAUGUUCAGACUCCUCCUCCUUCAGUUCGAGUGAUACCAGACUCUGAACGUUACCAAAUGAUCUGUGUCACAGGGAGACACUGCCCAGAUCUCACUCGGUGUGGUUGGAUAGACACUCUCUCCUGUUGGCCACACAUCCGUAUCCAGGGAACUUUACUCACGGUGCUCCCUGUAACCUGUACCCAGCUGGCUGCCCGUGGAUAUGGACACCCAGAAGUGAUUGAGGGAUGGAAGGUGUGUGGAGGAGGCGAUGACAGCUGGACAGAGCUUUGAACCAGCACACAGCAGCUCUGAGCCCACACGCACUGUGUUGGUCAAACUGAAAGCUGAAUUCAGCAGUGCUUCUGGGAACUGUAGUAGAAAUAAGACAUUGAAUUCAUCAAUUUGUAACUUUCUUUUAGUAUGUUUUUUUUAAACGGUA